AUGGCAUCUGCUGAAGUACCCGAAUGUUCUAUCUGUAGUGAGCAUUAUGAUCAUGAAAAUCGUUUUCCUCGUCUUCUCAGUUGCGGUCACACUUUCUGUUCCACCUGCCUAGAGAAGUUACUCAAGAAUAAUUAUAUUUCUUGUCCAGACUGCAGAAAAACAACCUCUGUUCCCACUGGUGUUGCAGGACUGACUAAAAAUUUUGCAUUAUCAAAAAUGGGUUGCACCACACCCCAAUACGUAGAAGGUUUGCAUAAUUGCGAAGCUUGUGAUGUCAAGCAUCCUGCAACCUCUUGGUGCCUGGACUGCGAUUAUGAUAUGUGCACGACUGCCACUCGCUUUCACACUCGUAGCAAAGCGAGUUGUGAUCACAAAGUUGUUUCCUUGGAGCAGUUGGCUGUGUCCGUUUCAUGCUCGAAACAUAACGAGCAAUUCCGCUUAUUCGAUGAAGAAUGCAAUCAUAUGGUCUGUAGAAGUUGUGUUACUCUGAUGCAUAGGAACCACAGCCUUCUAUCUUUAGCUGAAGUUGGUUCAAAGUAUAAACAGGAGAUGGAAGCACUUGCAGCUCAAGCCAGCGCUCGAGCAGAGGUGAUUAAAGAUGCAGAAAAUCGAGUGAUGAAUGCGAGUAGUGACAUGGAAAAAGCUUACGAAGAACAGCGUGCUAAAAUUCAAAACAUAUUUAAAAAAGUAAGUUUGUCUUUGUUUCAUGUGAACGUUUUAUUAUUUCUUUUAAUAUGAUAUCAAUCCGUCAAUUAGAUUACGCUCAGUUGAUAUGGUGGAUCUUAACUCAAGCGUUAAGAGUCAAAAGCAGCACAAAGUCUCCACUCCUUGACCCAACUAAUUUACUUGAUAUUCAUCUGCAUAAUUGUUGAUCGUUUCUUAGUCACUCUAGUAUUAACUAUCAACUAUUAACUAUCUCAAUUGCCAGCACCGUUAACUACCGCUUAUAAGCGGAAUUACCAGCUGUAAUACCCAUGGUCCAUCUAACUGCAAUAAAAAGUACAUCCAAUAAUAAGAAAGCCCCCCCCCCCUUCUGGAAAUAAGCCUCCCUCUAGCUGACUUUGAAGUGAAUUCGACUAUAAAUAUAAUGGCGUUUUGAAGCUUAAUUAAAAACCAGUAAAAUGCAAAGAGUAUUUUGAUCUUCAUUGCUAGAGCCUGUUUGCUCCCUCGGAUAUAAGCCCCUCAGUUAAUAAGCCCUCCUAUAGCCCCUUACAAAGAUGUAUAAGGCCAGGGCUUAUAAGCGACAGUUUACAACAUAUUUCCGGUUAUAAGCCUCCCUCGGAUACAAGCCCCUACGUUAAUAAGCCCUCCCAAAACCCCUUACGAAGAUGUAUAAACCCAGGGCUUAUAAGCGGCAGUUUACAGCAUAUUUCAGGUUGUAAGCCCCCCUCGGAUAUAAGCCCCUCCGUUAAUAAGCCCUCCUAAAACCCCUUACGGAGAUGUAUAAGCCCAAAGCUUAUAAGCGGCAGUUUACAGCAUAUGUCCGGUUAUAAGCCCCCCUCGGAUAAAGCCCCUCCGUUAAUAAGCCCUCCUAAAACCCCUUACAAAGAUGUAUAAGCCCAGGGCUUAUAAGCGGUAGUUUACAGCAUAUUUCAGGUUAUAAGCCCCCCUCGGAUAUAAGCCCCUCCGUUAAUAAGACCUCCCAAAACCCUUACGAAGAUGUAUAAGCCCAGGGCUUAUAAGCGGCAGUUUACAGCAUAUUUCCGGUUAUAAGCCUCCCUCGGAUAUAAGUCCCUCCGUUAAUAAGCCCUCCUAAAACCCCUUACGAAGAUGUAUAAGCCCAUGGCUUAUAAGCAGCAGUUUACAGCAUAUUUCCGGUUAUAAGCCCCCCUCGGAUAUAAGCCCUUCCCUUAAUAAGCCCUCCUAAAACCCCUUACGAAGAUGUAUAAGCCCAGGGCUUAUAAGCGGCAGUUUACAGCAUAUUUCCGGUUAUAAGCCUCCCUCGGAUAUAAGCCCCUCCGGUAAUAAGCCUUCCUAAAACCCCUUACGAAGAUGGUCGAACAGGUCCACCUUUUUUUUUGUCUUUUUAUUUAUUCCUUGUAUUUGAUUUGUUAUAGUUUCAUGACGCAAUAACGACCAGAGAACAAGAUUUGAUGAAUGAGCUGGAAAAGCUACAUAGCAAAAAGGUAGCCAUACUCACAGAUCAACGAGCCCUCUUGGCUAACUGUCAAGACUGUAUAAAAGCUACCGUCCAAAGCGUUUUAUCGACGAUCCAAUCCUCUGAUAAUGCUAAUAUCCUUUACGUCAAAUCGGCUAUACAGUCUACACUCAAAGCCGCCACCGAAAACCAAUAUCUAGUUCUUGAGCCAAAAGCCCAGUUUGCACCAGAGUUUAAAAGCUGUGACGAAACGAGAUUACAGCGAGUGGUAGAUGCACUCAAUAAUGUGGGUGUGGUCAUGGACAAGUCUACCUGUGCAGAAACAACCACUGCUGCUGGUUCGGGUCUUGAACGCGCAAAUCCGGGGGAGGUAGCGUCUUUCAACAUCACUGCUCGUGAUGCUCAAAGGCUCCUGCGCACCGUAGGUGGCGACACUUUUGCAGUGGAGCUUAAAAACGAAUCUGACAAAUCAGAAGAUAAAGUUACCGCUGAAGUUAUGGACAAAGGACAUGGAAAUUAUUUGGUAACUUACACUAUCCCUAGAAGUGCUAAGCGGGUUGAUUACACAUUGAGCGUCCGCUUACGAGGUGCUCACAUUCAAGGCAGUCCUUUCACUGUACACAUGGCAUCAUCACUACGCCGCAAGACUUACGAAAUGUUGUCCGAUGUAGCCAGUAAAAUAACUCAACGUUAG
Messenger RNA from Porites evermanni, 2792 nucleotides. NCBI's taxonomy places the organism in Eukaryota, Metazoa, Cnidaria, Anthozoa, Scleractinia, Poritidae. The record is from the annotation of a GenBank genome assembly.